Messenger RNA from Ananas comosus (pineapple), 696 nucleotides. RefSeq names its product probable glutathione S-transferase parC. Bases 1 to 660 code for a protein of 219 amino acids. Gene Ontology annotation, molecular function: glutathione transferase activity. Lineage: Eukaryota; Viridiplantae; Streptophyta; Magnoliopsida; Poales; Bromeliaceae. The record is from RefSeq and is a predicted model, not a curated record. The transcript is spliced from 2 exons. Gene Ontology annotation, biological process: glutathione metabolic process. Gene Ontology annotation, cellular component: cytoplasm.
AUGUUGGGGGAGCUAGUGUGUGUGGAUUAUUGGGCUAAUGGAUUCGGGAUGCGGGUGAGGAUCGCAUUGCGGGAGAAACUGGUCGAGUUCGAGUUCAAAGAGGAGGAUCUUUGGGUGACGCAAAGGAGCCAAUUGGUGUUAGAAAUGAACCCGAUCUACCGGUCGGUUCCGAUUUUGAUCCAUCACGGUCGGCCCGUAUGUGGCUCGGUGAACAUCAUCGAGUACAUUGAUGAGGUGUGGAGGGUCGACAGGUCUUCUUUGCUUCCCCAGGAUCCUUACGGUCGCGCUCAGGCUAGGUUUUGGGCCGAUUUCAUCGAUAAGAAGUUAUUUAGUACACAAACAAAAUUCUUAAAGAGCAAAGGCGAGGAUAAGGAAGCGGCGAAAGCCGAUCUCAUCGAAGAUCUCAAGCGACUUGAGGAAGUGUUAGGGGAGAGGAAGUACUUCGGCGGCGACAAGUUCAAUUUCCUCGACAUUGCGCUUAUUCCGGUUUCUAGCAUGUUCAAUGGAUAUGAAGAGCAUGGGGGGUUCAAAAUUGAAGAUCAUUGCCCUAACUUGGUAAAAUGGGUGGAGAGGUGCAUGGAGAGAGAGAGUGUAUCUAAAACUCUCCCUAAUCAUAAAGAGAUGUAUGAGUUGCACAAGAAGUGGUAUGGUAUAGAGUAACUAGGAGUUAAAAGUGAUGUAAGUAGGAGUUAAAAG